Messenger RNA from Hyaloscypha bicolor E, 966 nucleotides. RefSeq lists its product as uncharacterized. Gene Ontology annotation, cellular component: SAGA complex. Bases 1 to 966 code for a protein of 321 amino acids. The record is from RefSeq and is a predicted model, not a curated record. NCBI's taxonomy places the organism in Eukaryota, Fungi, Ascomycota, Leotiomycetes, Helotiales, Hyaloscyphaceae. The transcript has 2 exons.
AUGGCGUCGCAGCGAAAUCGCCCAGGCCGUGGUGGACCACGAGGAGCGACAAAUGAUUUGACGGAGGAGAAAGAUCUCUGGCAGCAGAUCUUGCCUCAUCUAGCGGCGUUGAGCAAGGCGGAAGCGAGAGCUGCGGAGGUUAACAAAGAGAUAUUCGAGAAUGAAGCGCAGAAAAAGGACAAGGCAAGCGCUGGAAUAAAACCUUCCAUAGAAGGCAUCGAGCACCUUUCCACCCUCUACCGCGAACAAAUACGCACGGCGGACGACCAAAAGGCACGUGCUACGGACGAAGAUCUACUCUCAAAGAUAACUAUAUUGAUUGGUAUGGUCAAACACAACGAGGAUAACAUGGAUGCACAACCCCCAGUUCGCGUGGGCAGUUCACGAAAUUCGACGCUGGAUUUUGACGGGCCAUCAGACUCUCCUGUACCUUCACCUGCUGAGAACAAGCAAGUCCGUAAGAUCGGCCCCUCGCGGACGAGCAGUCAACCCCCAAGGAGUUCCACAGAUGUAAGACCUGAUACAGGACCCUCUGAAGCCAGCGAGCGCGCAAGCAAACCAAAGAUUGUGUAUGCCCAGGGCGAGGAGGUUGCAUUCAAGAGAAAGAUUCCGGGCAAAACCGACGAGCAAGAUUGGAUCUUGGGUCAGGUGAAGAGGGUAAUCGGAGAAGGCAAGAGUCGACGAUACGAAGUCCAAGAUCCUUAUCCCGACGAAGGCAGCGUCAGCACUCUGUACAAGUCUUCUGCUUCUCAAAUGGUUCCAAUUCCUGCCGAAGGCACCCCGCUUGAAGAUUACGAAGUGGGGAAGCGCGUUCUUGCGCUCUACCCGGAUACAACCACCUUUUAUCGAGCAGAGGUCAAGGCUAUGCUGGAAGACGGAGCCAGAGUUCAAUUGCUAUUUGAAGACGAGGCUGCUGGGGCCCUGAAAAUCGUCGAGAGGCGUCUGGUGUUGGAUCAUAAGGGUUAG